CCCCCCCCUUGAAAACCGCGACCCGGCCGCCACCCCCCGAAAAGAACUUGCUGAACUCGUUCCGGGAGGCGCCGGGCGCCGAGCUCCGCUCCAUGCGGCGGCGGGGCCGGCGCUGAGCCCCGGGGCCGCGGAGCCAUGGCCAUGGUGGCCGGCGGCUGGGGCGAGCCCAACGGCGGCGGCGGCGGAGGGGAGGAGGAGGCGUCCCCGGCGGGCGGCGGCAGCGACGCGGAGCACGGCGAGGAGGAGCGGGCCGGGGCGCCCGUGGACUGCGUGGUGUGCGGGGACAAGUCCAGCGGGAAGCACUACGGGGUCUUCACCUGCGAGGGCUGCAAGAGCUUCUUCAAGCGCAGCAUCCGCAGGAACCUCAGCUACACCUGCAGGUCCAACCGCGACUGCCAGAUCGACCAGCACCACCGCAACCAAUGCCAGUACUGCCGCCUGAAGAAGUGCUUCCGUGUGGGAAUGAGGAAGGAAGCCGUGCAGCGGGGCCGGAUCCCCCCCAGCCACUCCAGCACCAGCCCCAACACGUUGCCCAGUGGGGAGUACUUCAAUGGGCAGCCGGUGUCGGAGCUCAUCUCACAGCUCCUGCGGGCUGAGCCCUACCCUGCCGCCCGCUAUGGCUCGCAGUACGCGCAGCAGGGCAGCGUCAUGGGCAUCGACAACAUCUGCGAGCUGGCCGCACGCCUCCUCUUCAGCACGGUGGAAUGGGCCCGGAACAUUCCCUUCUUCCCAGAGCUGCCCGUCUCCGACCAAGUGGCUCUGCUGCGGCUGAGCUGGAGCGAGCUCUUCGUCCUCAACGCGGCGCAGUCGGCACUGCCGCUGCAUAUGGCCCCGCUGCUGGCUGCCGCCGGCUUCCACGCCUCCCCCAUGUCGGCCGACCGUGUUGUCUCCUUCAUGGACCAGAUCCGCAUCUUCCAGGAUCAGGUGGAGAAGCUCAACCGGCUGCAGGUGGAUUCAGCUGAGUACAGCUGCCUCAAAGCCAUCGCGCUCUUCACGCCAGAUGCCUGUGGCCUCUCGGACCCGGCGCACGUGGAGAGCCUGCAGGAGAAGGCUCAGGUGGCCCUCACAGAGUACGUGCGGGCUCAGUACCCAUCACAGCCGCAGCGCUUCGGGCGGCUGCUGCUGCGGCUCCCGGCUCUCCGUGCGGUGCCGGCCGCGCUCAUCUCCCAGCUCUUCUUCAUGAGGCUGGUGGGGAAGACACCCAUCGAAACACUAAUCAGGGACAUGCUGCUGUCCGGGAGCACCUUCAACUGGCCCUAUGGGACAGGGCAGUAGGGGACAGACAACCCUGCAGCUGGACCCCGAUUUCCCCCCUGUGCCCUCAGAUGGUGCCAGCCCCCGGGAGCCACGAACUGCGCUGGUCCCUGCGCCACUCACCCCAAAAGCAAUGGGGUCACGGCAUUGUCCUCCUAAAGCUGAAGGUACUGGCCCUGCUGCCACCGUUGGACACUGAACUCUUCUGUGCCCCGUGAAGUGGAGCUCCCCAACGCCUUGGUCCCACCCCACAGGGACCUUGGAGCAUCCCCAGGGCUGGUCCCUUGCUCUGCCCCUGUACCAGAGCCCAGGGAAGGGGACACCAUUCACUGGCUGCCCCUCCAAAUCUGAAUGUCAGAUGGUGGGAGGCUUGGACAGAAGACGAUGGGAGGUGGGACCAGCCAGCCUGGAGCACAGAGCUGUCUGCUGUGGGACCCCCUUUGUGUCCUCCCCACCCUCCAGGGCUGGCAGGGAUGGAAAAAGGGUCAUUUUAACCCCUUUUUAUGCCCUGCAGCAUGUGCCCGGCCUCUAGGACUGAAACACUGAGCUUGGAGCAGCCCCAUUUGGGACCCUGGGCUUGGCCGUGCUUGGUGCAUAUUCUGCACGCACCCCCCCCCCCCCCGGCACUUCCCAUUGAAGCAUCUCCACUGCUGGGGCAUGGGGUACACAGGAGGGGUUGGGGGUACA
This is a messenger RNA of Melopsittacus undulatus (budgerigar), 1941 nucleotides long. It is a transcript of the gene NR2F6, whose product is annotated as nuclear receptor subfamily 2 group F member 6. Gene Ontology annotation, biological process: anatomical structure development; negative regulation of transcription by RNA polymerase II; cell differentiation. The transcript has 4 exons. Lineage: Eukaryota; Metazoa; Chordata; Aves; Psittaciformes; Psittaculidae. The coding region runs from base 136 to 1275 and encodes 379 amino acids. The record is from RefSeq and is a predicted model, not a curated record. Gene Ontology annotation, molecular function: zinc ion binding; RNA polymerase II cis-regulatory region sequence-specific DNA binding; nuclear receptor activity.